Molecule: messenger RNA, 2751 nt
Organism: Alexandromys fortis (reed vole)
Lineage: Eukaryota; Metazoa; Chordata; Mammalia; Rodentia; Cricetidae
Gene: Cdk20
Product: cyclin dependent kinase 20
Exons: 8
Coding region: 878-2056 (392 amino acids)
Biological process (GO): protein phosphorylation
Cellular component (GO): nucleus
Molecular function (GO): ATP binding; protein serine/threonine kinase activity
Source: RefSeq, a predicted model, not a curated record
ACUUCUUACUUGAGAUCCCCUUAGCCUCGUUCUGCUGGGCACUGGAAUUAUAGGCAGGGCAACCACAGCCAGUUUAUCGUCUAUUUUCUGACAGCGGUCGUCCUAAAGGGUCUUACCGCGGUUUGAUUCCAUUUCUCCUAAUUAGUAGGGAUCUUGGCCGUCAUUUCACAUGCUUGCUGGGCAUUCGCUAUGAUUUUGAAACAAGUUCUCCUAGUGUUGAACUGUCUAUGUAGAUGAGAAUGACCUUGCCAAGUAUUGGGACUACAAAUCCCAGGUGAGACCAGUUUAUGUGAUCCUGGGAAUCGAACCAAUGGCUUUGUGCAUUCUAGGCAAGCACUUCACUAACGGAGCUUCAUCCCAGGCUUAGUAAACUCUUUUAAAAGGUAUUUAGAUUCACAAUGCCUAUUGGAGAGACUAGAGGGCCAAGUGAAUCUCCACGACUCAGCUCUGGCCUUGUCUCCAACGCUACCUGGAGUCAUCUGCAGCAAGAGGCAGACGACAUUCUCACCGCUGCACCGCUGGGUACUCUCGGCCUGCAGAUUCUGGAUGACCCCGCUCGCCCCACCUCUCUAGCAGAAGCCACGCCCCUGAGCGCGUGAACACGCCCUUUACUUGCGUGCCUCUGCCCCUCCCGGCUGCACGCAGCCGCGUUCUUGUCACGUGGCGCCGUUAGGUCAUCUGCGGAUGGACUGCUGAGGGUUCCCGGAAAGGUGUUGCCUAGCGGGGAUCAGAUUCCCGACAGAGCUCAGCGCGGGUCUUUCCGGUCACGUGCUGCACGGAGCGGCGGCUUGACUCGUUAUUGCUAGGCAACGGCUUGCACGCUUUGUCCGGUGCUUCAUCCUAGCUGUCUAGGAGGAUCUGGGCGCCGCAGGCGGACAUGGACCAGUACUGCAUCCUCGGUCGCAUCGGGGAGGGCGCCCAUGGCAUCGUCUUCAAAGCCAAGCACGUAGAGACUGGAGAGAUCGUUGCCCUCAAGAAGGUGGCCCUGCGGCGGCUGGAGGAUGGCAUUCCUAACCAGGCCCUAAGGGAAAUCAAGGCUCUGCAGGAGAUCGAGGACAGUCAGUAUGUGGUACAGCUGAAAGCCGUGUUCCCACAUGGUGCAGGAUUUGUGCUGGCCUUCGAGUUUAUGCUGUCAGACCUGGCAGAGGUGGUGCGCCAUGCCCAGAGGCCCCUGGCCCCAGCACAGGUCAAGAGCUACCUGCAGAUGCUGCUCAAAGGUGUUGCAUUUUGCCACGCCAACAACAUUGUGCAUCGGGACCUAAAGCCUGCCAACCUGCUCAUCAGUGCCUCAGGCGAGCUCAAGAUCGCGGACUUUGGCCUGGCCCGCGUCUUCUCUCCAGAUGGUGGUCGCCUCUACACACAUCAAGUGGCCACCAGGUGGUACCGAGCUCCUGAGCUCCUGUAUGGUGCCCGGCAGUAUGACCAGGGCGUCGACCUAUGGGCUGUGGGCUGCAUUAUGGGAGAACUGUUGAAUGGGUCCCCCCUGUUCCCGGGAGAGAAUGACAUCGAGCAACUUUGCUGUGUGCUUCGCAUCCUGGGCACGCCCAGCCCUCGAGUCUGGCCGCUUUCCUUGACUGCAGAAGGGCCAGGUCUUGUCUGGGUGACAUCUCAGCAAUUGGGGCAAGGAGCGCGUGUGUGGGUGAUGAGGGACCGUGAUCUGAGUGAGAACGUGAAAGGGAGCCUGCAUCGGAGUGGUGAGGUGGGGCCUGCUCUCAUUGCCUCUUCCUCUGCUGAGCUCAGGAGAUCACAGAGCUGCCCGACUACAACAAGAUCUCCUUCAAGGAGCAGGCACCGGUGCCCCUCGAGGAGGUGCUGCCUGAUGCCUCUCCCCAGGCCUUGGACCUGCUGGGCCAGUUCCUCCUCUACCCUCCACACCAGCGUAUUGCAGCCUCCCAGGCCCUUCUGCAUCAGUACUUCUUCACAGCUCCUCUGCCUGCUCAUCCCUCUGAGCUGCCAAUUCCUCAGCGCCCAGGAGGACCUGCACCGAAGGCUCACCCAGGCCCCCCUCAUGUCCAUGACUUCCAUGUGGACCGUCCUCUUGAGGAGUCACUGCUGAACCCAGAGCUGAUUCGGCCCUUCAUCCCAGAGGGGUGAGAUGCUCGCCUAGUCCUGCCUGCUUGCCCCAGGAGCAUCUAGACAGCCGUUCCUCUGCCUCUUCCAGAUUUGCCUUCAUAGCCUCCCCAUGGAUACAUCACACCUCACCCUACUCCUUAGCCUGCUUGAGGACUGGGCUUCGGGGGGCAGAACCAUGAAGAUGUCCAGCCCAGCAGAGAAUGAGACUCACAUAGCCUCUGGAAACUGCUAGCUGUGUCCUUUCCCAGAGCCACCACUCCGUGAUGUCCCCUACCUUGGAUCCUGUUCAAGUCCAUUGCUAUUACAGCAGCACCUGGGAAGGCAGGCUUGCUUUGGUUUGGUUUCCAGAGCACUCUGGACCGGGAUUUGAGAUUCAUAUAAAAGCUCCGAGUGUUUCUGCCUGUUUCUGUUAGGGAAAUUGACAAGGUGGCCCCUUAAUUUAUAGGGCUCAGUCACCCAGAAAGUGUUUCCAGUUAGGGCGGCUUUGGUCCUGAGGCUUCCUGUGCCAUUCAUGUGAUUUAAGUGCUUAUUUGGGAGUGAGGGUCCAGAAGUUGAGGCCAGGGAUGAACAGUUUCCACAUGCCGGGCAGUUAGUUUUUCUGUAAGCCGGAGGCUGCCGCGCACAUUUGACGCAGGCAUUCCUGGAAUUCAUUUAGUAAAUAAAUUCCAGUGUAACUCA